Messenger RNA from Prunus persica (peach), 3409 nucleotides. RefSeq lists its product as uncharacterized. The record is from RefSeq and is a predicted model, not a curated record. NCBI's taxonomy places the organism in Eukaryota, Viridiplantae, Streptophyta, Magnoliopsida, Rosales, Rosaceae. The transcript has a single exon. The coding region runs from base 261 to 3257 and encodes 998 amino acids. Gene Ontology annotation, molecular function: ATP hydrolysis activity; ADP binding. Gene Ontology annotation, biological process: recombinational repair.
CAUCUGAGCCAUUCACAGAAACAUUGUAUCUUUCAGUAUAUUUUUGAAACUUAAAAAAGAAAGCACAGUAGAAAGCUGAGGGAUUUUAGUUCCCUUCAGCCAAAAAAUGAUUCUUGUGAGGACCUGGGGAUGCUCAGUAUUCAAAGUACAUUGUAGAGAGAGAGAGAGUAGUAACUCUUAAGUACUAAUGCUUUCUGGUGAAAAGAACUGAAAGACUGGUGUAGUUUAAAUACCUGAAGUGAGAUCUACCAAAGCUGCAAAUGGCCAUGGAUGAAGAGAAAGAAGCAUCAAAAUCUGCUAAAGCUCCCCAGAAAACUCCUCUAGACACCAUGGUUUCUAGUGGGCUUACCAUCAAAAUAGCUUCAUCAACGACACCAACAACAAAAACUUGUAGCAGCCAAGAAACAGGUAAAGAGACCUUGCCUUCUCCAAACUUGAAGAACUCAAUUGAAUCCUCACCAUACAACUCUCCAUCUCUAGUCUCCCCACCUUCAUCAGCAUUUGUUUCAGCUCUUCAGUCUCCAUACAUUUCUCCAAGGGCCUUAACCCCAAAGCCCCAAGAAACCCAAGAGAGCUCAAACCCCACCACACAGCCUUCUCCACUGGUCUCAUUAUGCCGUGGUUCACAGUCAGAUGACAUACCAAGCAGUUCUUACACUCCACCGUCAGAUCAAUAUGAAUAUUCUGAUGAUGUUUCUGACCCUUUGAAGCUCAAGUUUGACUCUGCACCUCCACGCAUUUCUUUUUCCUUCCCUGUCCCUCGGAUUUCAUUUGCCAAAGGCCCUGUUUCCCCUGCUUCAAAUGCCAAGCUGAGGAGCUGUGAUGUGUACAUUGGGUUCCAUGGCCAAAAUCCAAGCUUGGUGCGCUUCUGCAAGUGGCUUAAAUCAGAGCUUGAGCUCCAGGGUAUUGCUUGUUUUGUUGCUGACAGGGCUAAGUACUCUGAUACUCAGAGCCAAGAGAUUGCUGACAGAGUCAUCUGCUCAGUGACAUAUGGGGUUGUGGUUGUUACUAGUUCUAGCUUUAUCAACCAUUUGAGCAUGGAGGAGGUUAGGUUCUUUGCCCAGAAGAAGAACCUCUUCCCAAUAUUCUUUGACACUGGGCCUGCUGAAAUCUUGGGUCUUCUCAACUACAGCUCAAUUGACAAAGAAUGUAAAGAAGCCAUUGAUGGGCUCAUGAAGUCCAAUGAGUUCAAGCUGGAAGCCAAUGAGGGUAACUGGAGGAACAUUGUAUCGAAAGCUGCCGGGGUUUUACGGGCAAAGCUUGGGAGGCAAAGCGUGUCUCAGACAGAUAUGGAAGGAGUUGAUGAGCUGCCUUUCCCAAGAAACAAGUUCUUUGUGGGAAGAGAGAAGGAGAUUAUGGAAAUUGAAACUGCUUUGUUUGGUUCUUCAGGGGACUACUUAGAGCAAGAAUGCUCUAUGACCAUCAUCAAAGGAGAAGCCAGUGGCCAUUCUGAAGGCGUAGCAGAUGACGAAAGCGAAGUGGUUACCACUAGAGGAGGGAGGUACAUUAAUUUAGAGAUGGGCAAGUGCAAAGAGCCCAAUUUAGAGGCUUGGAUUGAACCAGUGGUGGGAAGAAAUUCAUUCAAGAGGUCGAAGUACAAGAAGUCGAAAAGUGGGAAUUACAAGAGCUUGGGAAGCAGUGUGAUCUGCUUAAAUGGGGUUCCAGGCAUUGGAAAGACUGAACUUGCACUGGAAUUUGCUUACAGGUAUUGCCAAAGGUACAAGAUGGUCUUGUGGAUUGGUGGGGAAGCUAGAUAUUUUAGGCAGAACAUAUUGAAUCUGUCUCAGAAUUUGGGAUUGGAUGUGAGUGCUGAUGCUGAAAAAGAUAGGGGACGAAUUCGAAGCUUUGAGGAGCAGGAAUUUGAAGCAUUCAAGAGAGUCAAGAGGGAGUUGUUCCGGGACAUGCCUUAUUUGAUUGUGAUUGAUAAUCUUGAGACUGAGAGGGAGUGGUGGGAAGGGAAGGAUCUACAUGACUUGAUCCCAAGGAACACAGGAGGGUCUCAUGUGAUCAUCACAACUAGGCUGUCCAAGGUAAUGAAUUUUGAUGCAAUGCAGCUUCCACCGUUGCCGGUUUCAGAUGCAAUGAUUUUGAUCAGAGGAAGAAAAAAGAAAGAUUACUCAGCUGAGGAGUUGGAAAUUCUGAUGAAAUUUGAUGAGAAAUUAGGAAGGCUGAGCUUUGGUUUGUGGCUGAUUGGGUCACUGCUUUCUGAACUAGCUAUUGCCCCCUCUGCUCUCUUUGAAGCUAUCAGCCAAAUGCAACUUGACGAAGGCUCUCCUUGUCCGUUCAUAAGCAUCACUGAAGAGCAGUAUUACAAGAACAACUCUUUCCUAAUGAAAGUCAUAUCGUUUUGCUUCGCCGUCUUACAGCAAUCUAGUGGGAUCAUCAACCUUCUUGCCUCAAGAAUGCUUCUUGUUGGUGCCUGGUUUGCCCCAACACCUAUUUCCUUGACUCUUCUGACUACCGCAGCUAACAAUAUGCCCGCCACUAAAAGCCGGCUCAGGAAAUGGACGAAUUGCAUUAGUGUCACAUUUGGCUCCUGCUCUAGUUGCUUUGCACCACAAGCAUGGAAGAGUGCUGAAGAAGACUCAGCCCAUCUUCUUGUUAAACUAGGACUAGCGCGAACAGCGAAAAAACCAUUCGGAUGUUGGAUCCAGUUCCAUCCCAUAACGCAGGUAUAUACAAAGAGAAAAGAAGGUUUAGUAGCUGCCAAGGCAACAGUUCAGGGCAUAAGGAAAAUUGGCAAUCCAUUGGUAAACUUAGACCACCUGUGGGCUACUGCAUUCCUUGUUUUCGGGUUCAAAUCAGAGCCUCCUCUCGUGCAGUUAAAGGCGAUCGACAUGGUUUUAUACAUAAAAAAGACAGCCCUCCCUCUUGCAAUUAGGGCCUUCACAACCUUCUCCAGAUGCAACUCAGCAUUGGAACUUUUAAAGGUUUGCACAAAUGUACUUGAGGAAGUAGAGAAGUCCUUUGUCUCUCAAAUACAAGACUGGUGCCACGGAUCUCUCUGUUGGAAGAACAAGUUGCAAAGCAACCAAAGGGUGGAUGAAUACGUGUGGCAAGACGUGACAUUGUUGAAGGCGACAUUACUGGAGACCAGGGCGAAAUUGCUGCUUCGGGGCGGGCAUUUCGACAGCGGUGAAGAGCUGUGCAGAACUUGUAUUAGUAUCAGAACAGUUAUGCUGGGUCACAACCAUGCUCAAACCUUGGCAGCUCAAGAAACUUUGGCAAAGUUAGUAAGAAUGAGGAGCAAAAUAUAAUGGGAAAUCCUCAUGUUUGAAACCAACAAUCCUUUUGUUCUAAGGAACUCAGUUUUGUUAACACUUGUAAUCAAUCUAGUUAGUUGUAAUAUCAGCAAUUUAGAUCAUAUAUUUUCCACUACUGCUAUUUGCUUACCAAUAUUGCACCAGAA